Pocillopora damicornis (cauliflower coral) is the source of this 1764-nucleotide messenger RNA. RefSeq lists its product as uncharacterized. The record is from RefSeq and is a predicted model, not a curated record. Lineage: Eukaryota; Metazoa; Cnidaria; Anthozoa; Scleractinia; Pocilloporidae.
CGAUCAACAACACUGGAACAAACCCUCUCAGCACCUUCUCGCUGGACGAAAUGGAGACAAAAGUAGCUAAUUUACCACUUAUGGAUAUGACAAGGGCAAAGACUGAUCGUGAAGCGUUUGCCAAAGAUCUUGUUAAAGUCAUGAGUACGAUUGGCUUCCUUCUUCUCGAGAAUGUCGAGGGAGUCGAUCCGGAUGGUCUGAUGGGAGCGUGCAAGUGGUUCUUUACCCAGCCGCUGGAAAAGAAAUUUGAGGUAACAAGGAAGAAGUGGAAUAAAAGCUGCAAGAACGUGUACAGGGGAUAUUUUCCGACCGGAGAAGACCCUAACAAUUCGAGUCAUAAAGAAGCUUUCGAAUGCGGCGUUACGCUUCCGCUAGACGACCCCGACGUAUUGAAUGGUAACAGGCUGUAUGAAAACCCCCAGUGGCCGAUCGAAGAAGGCAUUCCGUUCAAGGAAAUUGUAACAACUUAUUUCAAAGCGAUGCACCGAGCAGCUGUAGACUUGAUCCGUCUCCUGGCUCUUGGUUUGGGUUUUGAUGAGCACUGUUUUGAUGAUAUGAUCGUAAAGAAGCCGUUGUCAACUCUCAGACUUCUGCACUAUCCCCCUCGCGGAGAUGCCAUUCCCAACACCUGCAUAUCAAGUGAUGGUAAGAUUUUGACAUGCGAUGAUCACCACGACACAGGUUUGAUAACUCUUUUGGAAACAUUCAACAAUGGAGGCUUAGAGGUCAUUGGGGAAGGUGGUGAGUGGAUGGCAGUUGAGCCCAGACCUGGAACUCUGGUUGUUAAUAUUGGAGAUCUUCUGGUCCAGUUUUGUGGAGGUCAUCUAAAGGCUACACGUCAUCGUGUUGUGGAUAUUGGAGUUGACCGAUACUCUGUGCCUUUUUUUAUGGAACCCAGUUACCACACUGACAUAAACAGGUCUCCAGUUCUUAAGCCUCCCCCUGAGGGUACCCCUGUGCAAAAAUAUGGUCAUUGGAUGAUUGAAACCAUCAAACGCAAGAAGUUCAUUGAAUAUGAAGGGUUGGAUACCUCAUUUAAUUGGCAUGAAAUAUAAUUAACUGUCAUGAUUGUGCCCUGGCUAAGGAUAUUUAGAGACAUUUGUAUCACUGCAUAAUGUCAAGGAAGCAUUUACAAUGUUCAUAAAUUCAAACAUUGAUUUCAUUUAAUUAGAAUGGAUUUCAUAAUAAUACUACAUGGGAAAUUAAUUUUUUAAAUUAAUUGGUUCAGAAACUCAUUACUAAGCGCAAAAAUGUGGUACAUGAACCAACUAGGAUAGAGUCCAGGAAUGAGGUUUGAUCACAUGAAAAUAGACAUUUUCUUGUUUCAGUGUAAGAGUAUGAAUAAGAGAGGGUGAUGAAUCAUGGUUAUGACUACAUUUCUAUUCAAGCGUAAUGAGUUAUAUGCCAGUUGAUUAUGCAAUUAAGCUCAAACCACAUUUCUUUACCUAUAUGCCAAAAGUUCUGACUGUUUUGAGUACAGGGAAAAAAAAUCAAAUGCACUCUGUCUGGAAUUUUUUUUAUAGGAACUGCAUGAUGUGCUCCCCAGCAUCUAUCACAAAUUAGUGGUCAAAAAUCUAAGAAUUUCAAAAUGUUUCCAAUUUAAAUAAUAUUUUUAUACCAGAACCUUUAAUGUGAUGAUUGUAAGGCAUACAGAAAAUUCAUGACAGUGUAAUUUAGUGUUUAAUUUGUUUGUAAAGCACUGUCUGUAGACUUAUCACAACAACUGAGUGAGUAGCAAAUUACAAUGAUCAUUUUUUCAAAAUC